GAGUCGUUAAAGCCCGGCUGUAACUCCUACCAUCUCACUCUGAGGUGUUAGCCAAGGCGGGCGGCUGUGCUUUAGAAGAACCUUCAUUCUUCUCCUAAGGUUUUAAGGCUCCAGUGUGUACGGAACCUAACGUGACGCGGCAGUGGGGCUGGCUUUCCUCCACUCUGCCUGCAUUCAUAAACGGAUAUGAUAAACCAGCGGUGAAUGCACCGGGGCAGCGACAACAGUCAGCUCUGACCAUGGCGGAAGAGGACGACGCGAAGAUUCGGAUUUUACAGAGUCUGCGGGGUAAAAUAUGUGAAGCUAAAAAUCUUGGUCCUGUCUCGGGUCCAAAUCGCCAAAGGGAUCUCUGUACAUUCUGCACCAUAAGUCUGGAUCAAGAGGAGGUUUUCCGCACCAAGGUGUUUGACAAAAGCGUCAGCCCUUUCUAUGGAGAGGACUUCUACUUUGAGAUCCCACGCUCAUUUCAGUGUUUAUCCUUCUAUGUUUAUGCCAAGAGCGUUUUCCAAAGGGAAUUACCCGUCGGCAAGGUGUCAAUACGAAAGGAUGACCUGUGUAAAUACAGUGGAAAGGAGGACUGGUUUGGUCUCCAACCAAUAGAUCCUAAUUCAGAAGUCCAGGGUAAAGUUCAUCUGGAAAUGCGAUUGAAUGAAGUUAUCACAGAAAACGGCUCAGUGGGUCAACAUUUACGAGUCCGAAUAAUAGAGUGCCAGGGGCUGCCUUUAAUAAGUGGCCAGAACUGUGACCCUUAUGCCACUGUUUCACUCGUUGGACCAGCCAGGUCUGACCAAAAGAAAACAAAAGUAAAGAAGAAAACCAGCAACCCUCAGUUUGAAGAGACCUUUUUCUUUGAGGUGACACGAUCCAGCAGCUACUCUAAAAAGUCUCAUUUCCAAGUGGAGGAAGAGGACAUUGAGAAACUAGAGAUCAAAGUUGAUUUGUGGAACAAUGAGAAUCUGGGUCAGGAUGUGUUUCUGGGGGAGACGCGGGUUCCUGUCAAGAUCCUUCGCAAUGACCACAUCCAUAAAGCCUGGUAUCUACUUCAGCCUAAAGGGAAUGGCAGCAAGUCGAAGUCAGAUGACUUGGGAUCCUUACGUUUGAAGCUGACCUACAUAGAAGACACAGUGCUGCCAUCUGCCUGUUACACACCACUCUGCAACCUGCUGCUCAAAUCCCCGGAUGUGAAGCCUAUUUCGGCAUCAGCAGCACACAUCUUGGGGGACAUUUGCAGAGAGCGCUAUGAAGCUGUUUUGCCCAUGGUUCGACUGCUGCUCCACCACAAUCGCUUUGUGCCUUUUGUCUCUGCUGUAGCAGCACUAGAGCUGGAUAACACUCAGGAGGCUAACACUAUAUUCCGUGGCAACUCAUUGGCAACACGCUGCAUUGAUGACAUGAUGAAGAUUGUGGGAAAGAAUUACCUGGCUGUUACUCUGAAGCUUGUAAUAGAUGAGAUAUGUGAUUCCAACAAAUCAUGUGAGAUCGACCCCAUUAAACUAAAAGAGGGUGAUAAUGUCGAGGUCAACAAGGAGAACCUCCAGGUUUAUGUCCAGAAAGUUUUCUCCUCCAUCACCCAGUCCAGUGCCAGCUGUCCACCGCUUAUGUGUGAUGUCUUCAGGUCAUUGAGACAUUUAGCCUGCAAACGAUUUCCAGCUGAUCCACAUGUUCAGUACUCAGCUGUGAGCAGUUUUGUGUUUCUGCGUUUUUUUGCUGUCGCUGUUCUCUCCCCACACUCCUUUCAACUCCGUUCACAUCAUCCUGAUCCUGAAAUUUCCCGGACACUCACUCUCAUCUCAAAAACUAUUCAGACUCUGGGCAGUUGGGGAAGUUUGUCCAAAAAAGUGUCCAGUUUCAAGGAAACAUACAUGUAUGACUUCUUCAAAUCAUUCCAAGAGGACAAGUGUAUUGAAAAAGUUAAAAAGUUUCUGGAUGAGAUAUCCUCUAAUGUCAGCAAGGAGUCCAGUGGGAUAGAGGAUGCAGUGGUUCUCAAAGAAGGGGAAGUGCAGAAACGUGCCCAGGGAAGAAAACGUCUUGGAAAGAAAAACUUUAAGAAGAGAUGGCUCAGAGUGACCAACAGGGAGCUCUCCUACCACAAACACAAAGGGAAAGAGGCCCUCUGCAUCAUCAAUGUCAAAAACAUCCAGGCAGUGGAGAAACUGGAUGAAAGUGCCUUUAACCGCAAAAAUAUGUUUCAGGUGGUCCACUCUGAGAAACCACUGUAUGUGCAAGCAGGAAACUGUGUUGAGGCCAGUGAGUGGUUGGAGGUCCUGGGCCAGGUCGGCCGCUGUAACGAGGGCCGCUUGGCCACCUUCCACCCCUCAAACUACACCGGUGGAGCCUGGCAGUGCUGCAAAACCCAGAGCAGCAGUGCACCGGGCUGCAAGCCCUGUACAACCACCAUGUUAGCCAACCUGCAGCUGGACAUUGACUGUGACCGGGAAACAGAGAGGAUUUUCUCCCUCCUUACUUCAAAUGACACCAAGCUCCAAAACAUGGAGGAUGCAUGUGCCAGUAUGGCAGUGUACCAGGGCCCACAGCGGGAACAGGAGGAAUACUCCAAGUUCACCAUUCAGGAACCCAAAGAGACCUUUCAGACGCUCAAACAGCUUCGAAACAUCAUGGAGGAGCUUCAGAGGCAGCACAACAUCAGGAACGACACAACAGCGCAGUAUGGCAGCCUGGACAAUCCAAUAGUCGGGAAAACCUCGUAACAGCUGGCCGGGAUACACCGCCAAGAACACUGUCCCAAAGGACCCCUGGAAGAUCCCCUCUGGGAUGACCUCUGUGUGUCCAGGAGAAGCAUAAGUGAUGUGUCCUGACCCAGGAGACGUUAGUCCACUACAGCAGUGACAGCCUAAGAACAAAAAGUUAAAACUCACCCCUCGGUUUUACAGGAUAUCGCCUCUGUCCUCGAAAAAACAGGGAUCUCUUGGGCACUGUCAUUAUCAUUUGACAGUAUGUUGCUUCAUCUCCUCACCCUCCUCUUCCUCCCCAUUAUAAGGAGACUUUUUCCUUGUCUUAAUUUAUAUCAUAUCAUUCAUGUCCUCUUCUGUCUACAGCUGUGUGAAAAUGGCAUCAUUAGAUGGUGUGUGAAUAGGCUGCUAAUUUUUUUAUUCACCCGAUUUUAUAUCAACAGCUGUAAUGAUGCUAUCACAACCUUUAGGGGUUUCGCUCUGACAUUUGUCCUAAAUGUUGAUGGAUAAUCAUCAUCAUCCUUUUGGAGGCUCAACCUCCACUUUUAUCCCUGUACACUUUAAUCUAAUCUACUCUUUUAGUGUCUUUCUUCUUCUGAACAAAUGUAUAUAUUUUCAGUACAGUUGAGUAGAUAAAACCGAUCUGCCUUACUUCAAUGGAUGUUUCUUGCUGAGGGAAUAAUGCAAAAGCACUUUAAAUAUUUGGAGCACUCCAAAUGGAAAUGAUUAGAUACUUGGUAUCAGCUCUCCCCAUUUUGAUCAGUUACAUGAUCUAGAGUACGUUUUUUGUUGCAUUCCUGUACAAUGAUUUGUAGAUUUUAAGAUAUUUUUCUUGACCAAAGACAAUUUCAUAGGUUUGACUUGAAAAGAAAAAAAUAAUUCAUGUAUUUUCAAUACAGAUGUUUUAAAAAUUGAGACAAAUUAAAUAUAUAUGGUUUAUGUGUACGAUUUUGCUAACGUAUAUCCUUUACUUUAGUGACUUCUGGCAAGCAGAUUGCAUGCAUUCAGUUUGGAGUCCUGAUAGCACAUGAUUGUGGUGUAGAGUUGUAUUAUCCUGUGUUUGUGAAUCGCAUUGGUACGGUGUACAUCAGAUCUGUGCUGUCAUGUUGAAAGCAUCGCAACAUAUCUGUAGUGGCUUAUCUAAGAAAAGAUGGAGAAAAGGCAAAGUAUGUCAGAAUAACAAUUCACAGCCAACUAACACAAUGUGUUUUGUUUAGAGACUUGAGUUUGUUUUUUUCUUUUUAGACUUUCCAUACCCCUUUGGAAUCUACUGCCACAACCAUCAACAACCAACAUUUUCAUUCUAAGAUAAGAAUCAGAAUCCUGGGGAUUUACAUAGGACACAGACAAAUGUAUUUCACUUUGAUAAUCUUUGUUUCCUGAUUAUUUCAUUUAUCAGUCCAAUCGUUACAGUCUCAUAAAGUUUGUGUUGGACAAACUGGAAGAAAUCAAAGAAUCCACAGAGAUACGAAAGUCAUGCAAGCAAAUCAAUUCUCAAGAAUCUGUUUUAACAUCAGUAACCAGCAUAUAUUUUAAACAUCUGAUAACAUGUUUUCAAUUAUUCCCAGCUGAAAACUGUCAUUAUUUGUCUCAGCAAAUCUUUUAUGUGAUGGACAGAACAUCUGAACAAUCAACUUUCAUUCAUUCCUCUGUUUUUGUUAUCAUUUUGGGUUUCCCCUACCGUUAUAUUCCCAUUUAUGCCCAUGUGAACAAUGAAGUGUUUAAAAGAUAAAGAAGAAACUUGAAUUUUAUCAGUGACAAAAGUUGAUAAGUUCAUGCUGAUAAUAAAAGGUUUUUAGUUUUUUCUCAGUUGAAAUAACUUGCUUUCAGAAGUUUUGUUUUUGGUCCAUCAUUUAUUUCUAACAUGCAUGUCUUGUAUAUUUAACAGUAUAUUUUUAUAGGAGAAUGUUUUUGUAUCUUUUUUUUUUAAAAACACUGAUUUAUUGUGUUACUGUACGGCUGCGGUACCUUGUCCUCAGUGCUUCUUUGAGAGCGGCUACAUCUUCUUUUCCUUAUCUUUACCGACUGUACGUGGUUGUAGCUGCAAAAGCUUCACCUGCUGAUGGUUUAAAGCUGAAACUCAAGCAGAUGUCGUCGAUGAUGUCCCUCCAUGUGGCAGCUGGCAUUAACUGAAAGAUGCUGAUCGUUGGAUACAUUUUUUUCAUGUUUGUGAAUUGAUAACACUUUAAAAAAUGUCAACAAUAUUCAGACCUGAACUAAUCAAAGCAUGAAUUAUCACUAUACUAAACACAGAGGACCAGUAUGGAUCAUGUCCUGUGGUUUUCCAUCGUGACAUUUUGGGAUAUUCUUUCACUCAUCGCUGAUUUAAGUUUUUCAUAUGGGAUUGGUAUGCAUUUAUUUUUGUCCAUGUGUCCUUGUCAGAAUGGGAGAAAGAUGCAAAUGAACUGACCUGAUGUGAAUUAUGAUUCGUAGUGGCUCCAGUCAAAUCCAUUCAUGACCAAACUUUAGGGGAAUGACUUUUUUUUUUAGUGUGUGUGUUUUUGUUUUUUCAGAUGAAUAACAUGAAUUCAUUUAUUUGUCAUUUUUCAUGUUUUUCUGAGCUCUACAUGAUGACCACUGGUUGUCUAGAGAAAAGAAAGAAAACUUUAGGGUCAUGCCUUAAAGACUUAAUAAAGAAAUACUAUUUAUUUUUAAUCAGUGGCAAAAAAUGACAAAACUACAUGGGGUGUUUAUUCUGAAAUCUAAAACUUCUUCCCCAUCAGGUGUACAGUCAGAAGCCAAAGGGUAUCAUCACACCUCCAGCUCACUUUCAUUUCUCGUGAGUGUCUCCAUAAAAUGUACGUGUGUUCUUUUCAGUGUUUUGUUUUCCAAAUUGUUUUUCAUUUCUCCAGUUGAAACAAUUUCCAAUAAACCCUUUGCCAACGCUU
Molecule: messenger RNA, 5578 nt
Organism: Sphaeramia orbicularis (orbiculate cardinalfish)
Lineage: Eukaryota; Metazoa; Chordata; Actinopteri; Kurtiformes; Apogonidae
Gene: rasa2
Product: RAS p21 protein activator 2
Exons: 24
Coding region: 240-2708 (822 amino acids)
Biological process (GO): regulation of GTPase activity; intracellular signal transduction
Source: RefSeq, a predicted model, not a curated record